Messenger RNA from Cyprinus carpio (common carp), 1572 nucleotides. RefSeq lists its product as uncharacterized. Gene Ontology annotation, molecular function: protein phosphatase regulator activity. Gene Ontology annotation, biological process: response to endoplasmic reticulum stress. Lineage: Eukaryota; Metazoa; Chordata; Actinopteri; Cypriniformes; Cyprinidae. The record is from RefSeq and is a predicted model, not a curated record. Gene Ontology annotation, cellular component: protein phosphatase type 1 complex; endoplasmic reticulum.
CUCGCCGUCACUCACAACGGCAUUUCUAUUUACAGCACAGAAGAAUGAGAUUCGUGAAAUAAACCCCGAGCGCGAGAUGUUUCUGAACAAAGCGACCAUGGAGUACAUGUUUGAACUGAAUUCGUCUUAUCGCUCAAACCGCGUUUUUGAGUACGUUAGUAACGCCACCGUUGGAAAACCAAACCGUCACUGGAGCGACUGCCAAGCGACAGGCUGAGCGAACUCACGAAGAGUUUGAUCAUGGCACCAUUCACCGUCUCCACUCAUCACCCGCUGCUGAAUCAGAGCGGCUCGCAUCUGUUCAUGCCGUCGUCCGUCGUGACGAUCAGGGUCCGUCUGUGGCAGGUCCUCCGGGGAGUCCUGUACCUCUGUGCGAGUGUGACCGAGCUGUUCAGCUCCGAGACUUUUUUCUUCAUCUGUGUGGGAAAAAACAUGACCAUGACCGGCGAGUCGAAGAAGAGCGGCGUGGAGGCCUUGGAGAGGCCUGGAGGCGAAACCGGGACUGGAGCUUCAGAAGAAGCGGAUCCAGAGGUCGUUAUUAAGGAGCUUGAUGAUGAUGAUGAUGAGCGGGAAUCGAUUGAUUGGGAUGAAGAGGAAGAUGAUGAAGCCAGGCUCUCUGAAUGGGAGUCUGAUGAGGAGGAGGACGGUGAUGAGAACAAGGAGGACUGUGAGACGGAGGAUGAGGACUCUGAUUGGUCAGAUGAGGAUGAGGAUGAUGAAGGUGACUCCGAGGCAUCAGCAGAGAGUCUUGAGCUUUGGGAAUCGUUUCUGAACAGCGCUGACCCCUACAACCCUCUGAGCUUCUGCUCGUCCAUCGACUCCAGAACAAACACGAAGCAGAUCAAAACUCAACCUGAUACAAGAGCAGAAGAGUGUGAGCCAAAACCAAAGCAGGGGGCGGCGAGGGUGUGUUUCAGUGAUCAGGUGACCGUGCGCCCCCUGGUGGCCUGGAGUUUCGCGAGCAGGGCCGCGCGGGACGGCUCUUGUUGGAUGCAGAUGGCCAGAGACCGAGAGCGCUUCAGAAGAAGAGCGGAGAGCGUCGAGACGCUGCUUAAGCCCUGCCUCACGGCUGAACACAGAGCCGGCGUGUUUGAGAGACUCCAGAGAACAACAUCCUCAUGAUACUCAAUCCUCCAGCUUAAUGUAGUAUCAUCAUGAUGGAGCAGAUUUUUUUUAUAUUUGUAUUGUUAAAAUAUUGUGGUGCAAUUUAUUUCUGUCUUUGACUUUAUUGGGGUUCUGCACAUGUAUAAACGUGGUUAUUCUGACACAUUGAAUGUUUUAUAUGGCAGCUGAGAAACUUUUCUGAGAUUUAUUCUGUUGUUUGUGAGUUAAAUUUUUCAUCAUAAUGUAGCAGUUGAACUUAAUUUUUUUUAUUAGUUGUGAAAACCCAAUGUUUUUUUUUGUUUUGUUUUUUUGUGGUGCACUUUAUUUCAAUGUGUCUUUGUCUUAUUGGGGUUUAAUUUUAUAUUCUUUGCACUUGUAUAGUUUUAUUGUACUACAAACGUGGUUAUUCUGACACGGACUGAAUAUUUUAUGUGGCAGCUGAAAAUUAUUAAACUUCUCUGACAUUUA